CACGCAUGUGUAUAUCGAGCGAGUGUAGUAUGUUCCUGAGGCUGAACGGGAGUAGCAGAAGUGAAACGUUUUUCUCUGAAAUUAGCUGUGUAAUCAAGUCACAAAUAAACACACCGGCCUCCCAAGCAAAUGCUUGCCUGUCUGCCUUAUUUAAAAGUGGGUUUCUGAACCCGAGGCCUGUCGCUCCGUCCCUGGAAGACUGCAGAGAGUCAUCAGGAUAGAAAGACACAUCAUGAUGGUCUGAGCUCGAUUGACAACAGUAUGAUAGCUCUUGGAGGGAAGAUGAUACCAUGCUACACUGUACAGAGGAACCUGGCAUGUAUUCAGCGCACUGUGGGUGGAGUUCGUUGGACGAGCAGCUGUAGACCAGCCCCGCUUCUGACAGCCUCUCCUGUUCGUGCUCUCAUAGAUGACAAGAUCAGCAUUAGAGGACACUUCCUGCCCCCACGGUGUCCCGUCACAGUGUGUGCACAAAUGCAAAGUGAUGAUGGUGACCUGUGGGAAGCAUUUGCUCAUUUUAAUACAAAUUCAGAUGGGACUGUAAACUUGACCAGGGAUCCUUCAGUCGGGGGUUCAUAUUUGGGCUGUGAGCCAAUGGGGUUGCUAUGGGGACUGCAGCCGGCUCCGGGGGCCAGAGAAGGCUUGAGGCUGAGAAAAAAAAAAGUAGAGACUCCAUACGUAAUGCUCAUGUCCUUACUGAAGGGCCAUGUUUCACCCAGUGAGAGACCCAGCACCGAGCUCGCUGCUGUAACUGCUGAGCGCUGGUACAUGGCACCAGGCGUACGGAGAAUAGAGAUUCGCCAGAACGGAGUUGUCGGGACGUUGUUUUUACCGCCUGGCCCAGGCCCAUUUCCAGCCAUGUUGGACCUGUGGGGAAUGGGUGGAGGACUGGUAGAGUACCGCUCCGCCCUUUUUGCCUCCAGGGGCUAUGCUAGCUUCUCCCUUGCCUACAUAGGGCACAAAGAUUUGCCUGGUCCACAAAAUUUGAUCAAUGUUGGUGAUCCAUAUUUCAAAUCAGCGUUUCAACUACUUCAAGAUCAUCCUCAGGUCUAUCCCGACAGAAUUGGGAUCAUAGGACUCUCCUUUGGAGUCUACCUGACUCUCCGGCUUGCCAGUCAUUCUGGCAUCAAACCUUCCUGUUUGAUUUGUAUCAAUGGACCAGCAGGAAGCACCAUCAAGCUCGCAGACGCAGAUGGCAGGACUGAACAAAUGGAAAAUGACCAGAAAUAUUGGACGUAUGAUGAUCAGGGCAAUGUGAGUUUCAGAGCCGUCUCCUUGCCUGCCAACCUUUCCCCUGAGAGCAAAGUGAAGUUAGAGCAUCUCACAUGUCCAUUAAUGUACAUAGUGGGUGAAGAUGACUUGAGUGCUUCAAGUGUAGAAAAUGCGAACCUGAUUGAGGAGACCCUGAGUGCUGCAGGUAAAUCCCAGCUGCUUACACGGUUGUCGUACCCUGGUGCCGGUCACCUGAUUGAACCGCCUUACACGCCAAAUUCAAGAGCGUCCCUGUGGAGCGUCAAACCACAAAAACUGGUCACUCUGUGGGGGGGUCACCUUGCACCCCACGCUGCUGCUCAGGAAGAUUCCUGGAAGAAGAUCCUGGAAUUUAUGGAAACUAACCUCAGACAUUGAAUUGUUGUACGAUAUUAUCUCAGUCUGGCUUCAGAUGCUCCACAUCAAUAAUGCUGAGGAACCCCUUGAAGUAGCCUCAAUGGUUU
Molecule: messenger RNA, 1715 nt
Organism: Trematomus bernacchii (emerald rockcod)
Lineage: Eukaryota; Metazoa; Chordata; Actinopteri; Perciformes; Nototheniidae
Product: peroxisomal succinyl-coenzyme A thioesterase-like
Exons: 12
Coding region: 262-1629 (455 amino acids)
Biological process (GO): acyl-CoA metabolic process; fatty acid metabolic process
Molecular function (GO): fatty acyl-CoA hydrolase activity
Source: RefSeq, a predicted model, not a curated record